CGAACCGCGGGCGGUUUGCCAUCUUUAAUUCAAAUCAGAUCACAAAAAAGGCGACCGACCGUAUUUCAGCACUUUAUUUUUAAUCCGAUUUUUAUCAAAGUUGGUCGCGGAAAAAAUUAGUUGUUUUCUGAUAGACACUUUAUGUUAGUUUUUCUAUUUGUAUAAAAUAUAUCGAUAAUCUAGCCCCACGAUGGCAGCGAAGAAUGAACGGAUUUACACGAUGGACGAUCUUCCCCAGCUGAUCGAUGGCAUCAGCUCCGAUCACGUAGUCGGUGUCACCCAGUACAUCGUCAACAUGAUGUCCCAUCCGGCCUACGGGCAGGAGUAUCGCUGGAGCAAGGAUGACUUCGAGCUUGGUUGUGCCCUGGGACGGGGUAAGUUCGGCCGGGUUUAUCUAGCCCGGGAACGUCAAACGAAAUUCAUGGUAGCGAUGAAGGUCAUGUUCAAGUCAGAACUGGUCAAAGGAAGGGUCGAGAAGCAAAUGCUGCGGGAAGUUGAAAUUCAGUCCAGAUUAAAACAUCCUCACAUUCUUCGAUUGUACACUUGGUUCCACGACGAUCGUCGAAUCUACCUGGCAUUGGAGUUGGCCUCACAAGGAGAGCUGUACAAACACCUGAAAGCUUCACCACAGGGAAGAUUUAACGAACAACGAUCCGCAAAAUACACGUACCAGGUAGCCGAUGCCCUCAAUUACUGUCACGCCAACAACGUUAUUCAUCGGGAUCUAAAGCCUGAAAACAUUCUGCUGACCGACGACGACAACGUCAAGCUGGCCGACUUCGGUUGGUCUGCGCACACCAAUUCCAACCGACGAAAGACCAUGUGCGGCACACUCGACUAUCUGCCACCGGAAAUGGUUGAGGGCAAAAUCUAUGACGAUUCCGUCGAUCAGUGGUGUCUCGGAAUUCUUUGCUACGAGUUCCUGGUUGGCUUCCCACCGUUCGAAUCGGAAAACACCGAAGCCACCUACGAUAAGAUUCGGCGGCUAAAGGUGGAAUAUCCCCGGUUCAUGAGCGCCGGGGCCAAGGAUUUGAUCUCGAAGCUGCUUCGCAUCCCCAGUAGCUCCCGCAUAACGCUGAUCGAUGUGAUGAAGCAUUCUUGGAUCAAGGAGAACAUGAACAAGUAGGAGCUAGUUUCGAGUUUAUUGAAUUAGGUUCUGUGAGUUUCAUUUUUGGCUUUUAUAUGUUUUCUUAAAUUAUGUAUCCUUUUUUUGUUUCAGUUAUAAGUUUGUGAAUAAAGAUGAUAAUUUUCA
This is a messenger RNA of Uranotaenia lowii, 1252 nucleotides long. RefSeq names its product aurora kinase B-like. Gene Ontology annotation, biological process: regulation of cytokinesis; protein phosphorylation; mitotic spindle organization. Bases 191 to 1126 code for a protein of 311 amino acids. Lineage: Eukaryota; Metazoa; Arthropoda; Insecta; Diptera; Culicidae. The record is from RefSeq and is a predicted model, not a curated record. Gene Ontology annotation, molecular function: ATP binding; protein kinase activity. Gene Ontology annotation, cellular component: chromosome passenger complex; spindle midzone; spindle pole centrosome. The transcript has 2 exons.